Messenger RNA from Ipomoea triloba (trilobed morning glory), 1771 nucleotides. Its product is annotated as ribonuclease P protein subunit p30-like. The coding region runs from base 1024 to 1272 and encodes 82 amino acids. The record is from RefSeq and is a predicted model, not a curated record. Lineage: Eukaryota; Viridiplantae; Streptophyta; Magnoliopsida; Solanales; Convolvulaceae. Gene Ontology annotation, biological process: tRNA processing. Gene Ontology annotation, cellular component: nucleolar ribonuclease P complex. The transcript has 7 exons. Gene Ontology annotation, molecular function: RNA binding.
UUGCAAUUUCUAUUUGCAAUUUAAGUUUGCAAUUUGAAACUUAUUUAAGUUUUAUGAAGUAGUUAGAAACUUAGAAAUAGUUUUGUUCUCCCUUGAAACUUAGCUCUGAGGAUAUGUUGCUACUUGCUAGUGUUGCUGUAAAUAUGUUGCAAUGUAUGCCUAAUAUAGUUAAAUCUCAACUAGACUUCCUCAUGGACAGUUCGAUCUGUUAAGAGUAUUAUUUCUAUGUCAUUCCACAUUGCAGUGGCUGUUGAGAUCAGAUAUGGCCUCCCUUGUGUACAUACUCUAUAGUGUCUAUUAAAGAUACCAACAAGUUAGUCUAAAGCUAUUAAACUUUUGAUUAGUUUAUAAUGGCAUAGAUGCACUUCAAAUAUAAUGCUUUUGAAAUUUCCUGCACUGUUCCCUCUACUGUGUGUUAUUUAAUCCUGCUAGCUAUGAGAAUAUGUUGCUAGUAUUGCUGCAAUAUAGCCUGAUUGCUUAGAUAGAGAAGGUGGGAUUGACCCAUUCAAGAGAUUAGUGUUUAGAUCUAACCACAACAAGCUGCUACAAUCCCCCAGUUCAGCUGGGAUGUUCCCGGAGACUGAGUUCUUCCCUAGCUUCAAAAUGGCAAGAUUAGAUAAAUGGCCCAGUGAAGAUGGUAUCUCAAGAAAUUGUUUGACAAGGAAAUCCAAUUCAUAUUAGAACAAGCCCUCGGUAUAUUGAUUUCAACCUUUUUUGCAGGUCAAAUUUCUCUGCAGAAACACUAUGGCAUGGUGCUUGGCUUUUGCUUCAGCUGCUUCCUCACAGUGAUGCAAAUUUUAACAGUAAUCAUCACGAACUGCUUGAUUGCAGGCCAUUUGUAACAACUUCAAAAGCACUGCUGGAUCUAUUUUUGCAGAAUACAUAGGACAAUACAAGAUAAAGACAAUUGAGUUUGAGAAUCUUACCCUUGGAACUAUGAUCCUCCACCAAUAGUUUAAGACUUGAAGGUCUAAAAGUCUAUGAGACAACUAAGAAGGAACUAGUGUUGGAACCAGCCAUAAGAUGGGCUGCACUGGCAACUCAAAUAUUGUUGUGGCAAUAGCAUUUUUGGUGGAUAUUAUUACCAUUGAUUUCUCAGAGAAGUUGCUGUUUAGAUUGAAGCAGACCAUGGUUAAAGCGGCUAUCCAGCGUGGGGUGAAUUUUGAGAUAACUAACACAAGUUUUCUUAUCGAUGCUCAAGCAAGGAGGCAAAUGAUAUCUAUUGCCAAGCUAUUGGUGGAUUGGACACGAGGGAAGAAUAUUAGAAAGUGAUAGAUUUUACCUCUGCUCUGAAUGGUCUCCCUCGACAGGGUCUCCAGAUCAGAGGUGAUAUCUUCAAGGGAUUUAGAACCAAAGCUUCUGGAUGCUGCUCCUGACAGUGGAGUGCUUGAAAUGCAAUUAGAAAGUCACCUAGCUAAAUCUGAAGGACAAGAUGCCUUGCAAGGUGAUGCAACAAUUUACGCUUGCAGAGAGGAUGACAAAAGCUCUUGCGGUAAUGAAAUGCUUGGAUUGGAACUUCUUGGUGGUGAGUGGUGAUAUCAUGGCAAUUCCAGGCUUAUAUCAAUUAGUUCAUAGUAAUUCCAGGCUUAUAUUAAUUAGUCAGGUGUUAUAUAUAUUGAGGCAAAAUCAAUUCAAAUGCAAAAGACUUGCGGCGAAAUAGCCAACCGAUACAUUACUAUCUAUUUGCUAUAAUUAGAUUCUUUAUCUCUAGUCUUUGCAAAGUUGUAUGAAACAUUUCAUUUUGGUUGUGAUUAUGAAGUCUUUUAAUAUA